Trichoderma citrinoviride is the source of this 1179-nucleotide messenger RNA. RefSeq names its product squalene/phytoene synthase. The transcript is spliced from 2 exons. The record is from RefSeq and is a predicted model, not a curated record. The coding region runs from base 66 to 1163 and encodes 365 amino acids. Gene Ontology annotation, cellular component: mitochondrion. Lineage: Eukaryota; Fungi; Ascomycota; Sordariomycetes; Hypocreales; Hypocreaceae. Gene Ontology annotation, biological process: mitochondrial respiratory chain complex I assembly; biosynthetic process.
CGCCCAGGCAUCACCACGAUGGUGGCAAUCGACUGACGAGUCUCGGGCUGUGAAUUCGUGGCUGCAUGCAUCGUCCCAGCGCUCUAGGCAAUGGCCUGAAAAGGCUCGUCUCAGCUCCUCGGGGCUGUCGCGGCUUCGUGACGGAGACCGACGUCGAAUCAGCUCGGCGAUACUGCUUGAAGCAGCUUCAGACAAGCGACUACGAUGCUCACCUCAUCCGCCGCUUCAUGCCUCCCCCCGUCCAGGACACGUACGCGGCCCUGCGCGCCCUCAACCUCGAGCUCGUCCGGCUGCCCGAGAUGGUGUCGAAUCCCACCAUCGGCGCCAUGCGCGUCAAGUUCUGGCACGACGCCAUCGACAGGACCUUUGCCGGGCAGCCCCCGCGCGAGCCAAUCUGCAUCCUGCUGCACAAGGCCCUGCGCGAGCUGGAGCAGCGGACCGGCGGCGGCUCGUCGUCGACCAAGAGCAUGAAAUUCUGGGUCUCGCGCCUGAUCCGCACGCGCGAGAGGCACAUGGACAAUCGGCCCUUCGCGACCCUGGCCAGCCUGGAGGACUAUGCCGAGAACACGUACUCCACGAUCAUGUAUGCGACUCUGGCAUCCAUGCCGCUGCGGUCUAUGCACGUGGACCACCUGGCCAGCCAUAUCGGCAAGGCGUGUGGCAUCGUCGCGGUCCUGCGGGGAGUACCCGUCCUCGCCGCGCCCCCACAGCCCGUCAGGUCGCCCUCCGGCCUCGAGACCCCGAGCCGCAGCCAGGCCCUGCUGCUGCCCCUCGACGUCAUGGCCGAGGAGGGUGUCAAGGAGGAGGAGGUCUUCCGCCAGGGGCCCAGCGCGCCCGGCCUGCAGGACGCCAUCUUCAAGGUGGCUACGCGCGCCAAUGACCAUCUCAUCACGGCGCGGGAGAUGCUCAAGCGGUUGAAGGCGGGGCAGGACGCGGGUCACGAGUUUGAGCAUCAAGGCGAGGGCGAGCACCACUAUGUCGACGAGGAGAGCGAUGCCACGCGGGAUGUGCGGAGAGGCUUCGGAGUCUUGCUGGAAGCCGUGCCAGCGGCCCAAUGGCUGCUGAGCCUGGAAAAGGCAAACUUUGACCCGUUUGCCGUCAGAGCGGGCGGAUGGAGGCUGCCGUGGGGGAUCUGGCAAGCUCUGUCCAAGGAGAGGAUAUAGCCAGAUACCGCAUACU